Messenger RNA from Entrophospora candida, 1449 nucleotides. The record is from the annotation of a GenBank genome assembly. NCBI's taxonomy places the organism in Eukaryota, Fungi, Glomeromycota, Glomeromycetes, Entrophosporales, Entrophosporaceae.
AUGCACAUUAAAGUUAAAGAAGAAUUAUUGUUAAAAGAAGACAUUUUUAAAGAUGUACAAAAGGAAUUUGAACAAGAUAUACAAGAAAAAGAUAGUGAUCCUUGUGAUAACGAUAACGAAUCAUUUAGAUUAGAUCGAGGAAAGGAUUUGGCCAAUGAUUUGAAACAUUUGUUAAAAGAAAGCAGGUUUAAUGAUUUUUCAAUAAUAUGUGGUAAAGAUAGAAAGAAAGUCAAAGGUUGUAAAGCGAUAUUAGCAAGCCGGUGUAACAUUUUCAAUUCUAUUAUAUUAUCAGACACUGGGAAUAAAAAUGAGGUUAUAUUUUCGGAUAUUGAGCCAGAAGCUAUGGAGAUGGUUUUGGAAUUUUUGUAUACUGGAGAUGUUGAAGAUUGUCAAGCUAAAGAAUUUGAUAUUUUAAAAAUAAUUGAAACAUAUUAUGCAGCAUUUCAAUUGAAAAUUCACAGUCUUGAAAAAGUUAUUAAUGAAUAUGUAAAAAAAAGAUUAAAAAGUCCUAUUGCUAUUGACAAAAACUUGGCACCGAAAUUAUUGUCAGGUUUGAUAGAAAAAUUCAUGUAUAAUAAUAAGAAGAUGGUGACGAAUGGUAGAAAUGAGGUGGAGGAUCUUGCAGAUUUUUUGAUAGAAUACAUAUCAAAGAUUCCAUUUGAUUUAAUCGAUCUUGAUUCAAUUUCGUUUGACGCUUUGGAAUUUUUAUUGGCCAAUACUCUAGGAACUAACAAGUUCAAAAACCAGUUUGACAAAUUCGAGCCAUUCUUAAAUAUUCAAAAAUUGGAAAAGUCAGACAUGGUCAUAUUAAUUCAACCAUUAAAUUUGUUUUCUGAAAAUAGAAUCAGAAAAUAUUAUCAAGAGUUAGCAUUUGAAAAGAAUGACAUGACGGAAACGCGUGGUUUUCCGUAUAUUAGAUGGAAAUCUGAUUUGACAGAAUUUAUUGAAUGCUCUGAAGGUAUUGAUGAUGUUGAUGGAUACGGAGGUGAAUUUGCGAUAAAAAGUGUAUCAGAUUUCAAAACAGCAAAAUGCAUAUCAACAAAUUUAUCAAUGUCAGGGGAUUGUGCAGAAAGUUGCAUAGGAGCAAAUGAGGAUAAGAUGGGAAAUAGUUGGAGUUUGUGCACGGAUGCACGCAUAUAUAAGGAUCGAGUCAAAAGUUAUCAUUUUGCAGAAUCGGACGAAACCAGUUCAAUAUCCAAGAAAUUUUUUUGGAGUAUUUUGUAUGGGAUAACCGAGGGAGUUAAGAUUGUGAUGACUGUUGACAUGACAAAGAGAACUUUAAAGUUUGAAUUCGACGGGUACAAAUGUUCUUUGGAUGGGAGAUGGGGCACCGAACUUCCGACUAAAUUAUAUCCAUUUUUGGCAUUUGAAAGUCCUGGCAGCAAAGUAAUUGUAAAACAAUAUGCUAAUUGGCGCGAGGAACCAACGGGAACAUUUAUAUUAUUUUGA